CUUCCACUACCACGGUUGAUAAAUUAAACAAAAAAUAGUAGUAAUAAAUUCGACAUUAUCCAGUGUUCAUCACUUUUUGACGAAGUAUUGUCUGCGACGCAAUUCGGCCGAAAAGCAUUGGCAUUUCCGAACUAAAAACAAACUUUUAGGACAAUGGGAAAGGUGGAAAAGAUUGUUUCUUUAUAAUCCAAUUCUUGAAAAUCACCGAAACCCAAUCUUUUUUUUCCCCUCUCUUUGGAGUUGUUUUUCAAGAAUUGAGAUCUACCGGGGCAAGAAACUGCUGAAAAAUGGCGACCCGGACGUCUGAACUCGUGGGUCGGGUCGACCCGGCUCAGAGCUUCGACGUUGAUGCUCUGCUCCGUUACGCGAUCGCGAAUGUUGAUGGGUUUCCUCAGCGCCAUUCACAGUUCACUGUUUCUCAGUUUGGGCAUGGUCAAUCGAAUCCAACGUUCCUCCUGGAAGUUCACAGCGGAGAUUUGAAGAAGCGAUAUGUGUUGAGAAAGAAACCCCCGGGAAAAUUACUUGAAUCCGCACAUGCUGUUGAGAGGGAGUUUCAGGUGUUACACGCCUUAGGUACUCACUCGUUGGUUCCAGUGCCUAAAGUUUACUGCUUGUGUACCGACCCAAGUGUUAUUGGGACCACGUUUUACAUUAUGGAGUAUCUGGAAGGACGUAUAUUUAUCGAGCCCAUGCUCCCAGUUGUAGAACCUAGGCAAAGGCGCGCCAUAUAUCAUGCUACUGCUAAAGCUUUGGCAUCCCUUCAUUCUACCGACGUGGAUGCCAUCGGUCUGCGUAGCUAUGGAAAACCAAACAAUUACUGUAAACGGCAGGUCGAGAGAUGGGCCAGACAGUAUCUUGUUUCUACCGGUGAGGGAAAGUCUAACAGAAACCCCAGAAUGUUAGAACUCGCUGAUUGGUUGCGUCAGCAUAUUCCUCCUGAAGAUUCUUCGGGGGAAGCUGCAGGUUUAGUCCAUGGUGACUUUCGUAUUGACAAUCUUGUCUUCCAUCCUACCGAGGAUAGAGUGAUCGGCAUCCUCGACUGGGAACUUUCCACCCUGGGCAAUCAAAUGUGCGAUGUUGCAUACAGCUGCUUGCAUUACGUCGUGGAUAUUUCUUUGGACAAAGUAGAGAAGAAUGACGGUCUUGAGUUUACUGGAAUACCGGAAGGGAUUCCUACACUGGCAGAGUAUCUGGCGGAAUAUUGUGCUGUUACUGGGAAAGCAUGGCCCGCCGCCUCUCAAUGGAAGUUUUACAUCGCCUUCUCUUUGUUCCGUGGAGCAUCUAUCUAUGCUGGAGUGCAUUCUCGAUGGAUCAUGGGAAAUGCUUCAGGAGGGGAGCGUGCCCGCCAUGCUGGACAGAAGGCUGAUGCUAUGAUCGAGAUUGCGUGGGCAUUUACUCAGAGGGAAUCUGUUCUUCCCAUGCACCCUCCACGGGACUUAAUUCCCCGAGAACAUGCGAAACCACUUGGGAGAGAAAGCCGAGAUAGCCUCUAUUUAAGCGGAGGCAAAUUUGUUCCAAAUCAAAAAGUUCAGGACUUGAGAAAUAGAUUGAUCAAGUUUAUGGAGGACCGCAUAUAUCCAAUGGAAGACGAGUUCUAUAAACUUGCUCAGUCGAGCAUGCGUUGGUCCGUUCACCCUGAAGAGGAGAGGCUAAAGGAGCUAGCAAAGAAAGAAGGCUUAUGGAACUUAUGGGUUCCUCUCGAUAGUGCUGCUAGGGUUAAGGAAGUUAUUUCUGGCCAAGGAAAAGAUGGUGCCAUUGACAACACAUUUGAUAAAAUACUCGGUGCUGGUCUGUCAAACCUCGAGUAUGGAUACCUUUGUGAGAUCAUGGGCCGUUCUGUGUGGGCGCCGCAGGUGUUUAACUGCGGAGCACCGGAUACGGGAAAUAUGGAGGUAUUAAUGCGCUACGGAGAUGCUGAGCAGAUGCGCCAAUGGCUCGUUCCCUUGCUCGAAGGAAAUAUCCGGUCUGGGUUCGCAAUGACCGAGCCACAAGUGGCAUCUUCCGACGCUACCAACAUAGAGUGCUCCAUCACAAGGCAAGGAGAUUCAUACAUUAUAAACGGGCGAAAAUGGUGGACGAGCGGAGCCAUGGAUCCUAGGUGCAAAGUUCUAAUUGUGAUGGGAAAGACUGAUUUUGCAGCCCCCAAGCAUAAACAGCAAUCCAUGAUCUUGGUCGACAUCGAUACUCCCGGUGUAAACAUAAAGAGGCCGUUGACAGUGUUUGGCUUUGACGACGCGCCUCACGGCCACGCGGAAAUAUCAUUCGAGAAUGUACGGGUACCGGCCAAGAACAUCCUGCUCGGUGAGGGUCGUGGAUUCGAAAUCGCACAGGGUAGGCUCGGCCCCGGCAGGUUACACCAUUGCAUGAGGCUGAUCGGCGCUGCUGAGCGCGGCAUGCAGUUAAUGAUUCAACGAGCAAUCAGCAGGAGAGCGUUCGACAAGUUGAUAGCCGAGCACGGCUCGUUCCUCUCGGACGUUGCAAAGUGUCGGGUAGACCUCGAGAGGACUCGAUUGCUGGUUCUCGAGGCCGCAGACGAGCUCGACCGCCUCGGGAACAAGAAGGCGCGUGGAACCAUCGCCAUGGCCAAGGUUGCGGCUCCGAACAUGGCGCUGAAAGUGCUCGACACGGCGAUGCAAGUGCACGGGGCGGCGGGUUUAUCGGGCGACACGGUUCUCGCCCACCUUUGGGCAACCGCACGAACGCUGAGAAUUGCAGAUGGUCCCGAUGAAGUCCAUUUGGAAACUAUUGCAAAACUAGAGCUUAGAAGAGCUAAGCUUUGAAAGACUUCCCAUCAUGGGAUAAUAAUGUUGUACAAUUACUUGUUUUUUUUAGAUUAUGUUGUACAAUUACUUGUUACUUGUUAUAAAUACGAAAAUAGAAUAAAAUGUUGUACUAAUAUGCAUAAUAUUUUGAAAAACUAUCAUUUUUUA
This is a messenger RNA of Salvia miltiorrhiza (redroot sage), 2930 nucleotides long. Its product is annotated as probable acyl-CoA dehydrogenase IBR3. Gene Ontology annotation, molecular function: oxidoreductase activity, acting on the CH-CH group of donors; flavin adenine dinucleotide binding. The record is from RefSeq and is a predicted model, not a curated record. NCBI's taxonomy places the organism in Eukaryota, Viridiplantae, Streptophyta, Magnoliopsida, Lamiales, Lamiaceae.